CAGACAGACAUGGGCUUCACCCAAAUCGUAAGCAACGUCCCGAUACACCUCACACGUGACCAUGUGCAGACAGCAGCAAACGCGUCCGACACACAGACGCACAGACACACACACACGUGACACACACACACAGUGGUUCCAUCGAUGGAUUGAUGGAUGGAUUGAUGGAUGGGUGGAUGAUCGACACCACACGUACGGCCAGCAGCUGAGCUGCCGCCAGACCAAACCACACCAGACCAAACCACACCAGACCAGACCAGACCAGCCCCCCGCCCCCCUCUCCCCAUUCACACACCAACCAAAUGGAUCAGAUCACUCAGCCCACCCCAGCCACUCUCAAGCGGCCUCCACACAACACGCCGCUCCUCAUUCACUUGUUGUCUCUGCUGUCCAGCCAGGUGGCGAUAGGCCUGGCCCACAGGGACGGCGUGGUCAGCAGCUUCGCUAUCGUCAGGUCCUCCUCUCGGACGAACGGAAAGAACUCAGCGAAGUCGUCUGUGGGCAUCUCGACCCCCCGCUCAAUCGACCAGUACUCGGCCAGGAAGUAGACCUGCCGCGCACCGACGACAAAGUUGAAUCCAGGCAGAAGCAGCCACCAGACAGCCAGCGGCUCAGUUAGGCCCCUGUUCGCGAACAGCUCGUUCACCUUCUUGUACUGAUGGUCCACACACACACACACACACACACGGAUAGAGAGAGAGAGAGAGUCCAGCACAUCCGCUGUGUCUGUCUGUCUGGGUGUGCGUACCAAGAAGUACUGGUUGAGGUAGAUCCACGCGAACGCGCCCCAGAAGGCAGGCUCGAACGUAUCGUAGUCGACGAUCCCGGCAACCACGCCAGCCACGAACGGGGCGACAACGAGUGUGCCUCCGAGACCCUUCCCCAUGAACAUUCUCAGCUCCUCCUCUAUCGCCCAUUUGUACCACAAGUACCAUGCCAAACCAAUCGGGGGAGCCAGCAGCGCGAUCCACUUUGCGGCCUUCGGCCAUCCCUUCGGGUCUCUCUCCUCGCCCACAACAGCACCGAACGAAGGAAAGGCCCAGUUCAGAUUCCUCGGCACACCCUGCAGCCGCACACACCGACAGAAGAACUUCAAGUCCGGUCGAGCCAUUCUGUCCGUUGCAAAUACAUACCGGCAGCUGCGGCGGCUCGAAAGGCAGGGCCUCUUCGUCAGGCUCGUAGGGAAGCACCUCGGGCUCACGAAUCGUCGGCUGCGGGGCGGUCCAUGGGAAGCGAAACGCAUUCAGGCGAGAUAAUGACGAGUAGCUAGGCCCGGCGGCGGCUGAGGUGGAGUGCAUAAGAGGCGCCACAGGCGAGCGGACAGGUGAUGGGGAUAUCGAUGUGAAGGUGGGGAGAGAACGGUGGACAGCUGCGGCUGCAGAGGAUGCGACGAUGCCGAGGAACGGAAAGAUCUGGAGCGGAAGGCCUUGCAUCUUGCAGAGAGGGCCUCAGAUCGCCA
Messenger RNA from Vitrella brassicaformis, 1459 nucleotides. The record is from the annotation of a GenBank genome assembly. NCBI's taxonomy places the organism in Eukaryota, Vitrellaceae.